Molecule: messenger RNA, 1081 nt
Organism: Hansenula anomala
Lineage: Eukaryota; Fungi; Ascomycota; Saccharomycetes; Phaffomycetales; Wickerhamomycetaceae
Gene: IPA1
Product: putative polyadenylation protein
Exons: 1
Coding region: 287-1081 (264 amino acids)
Biological process (GO): protein monoubiquitination; proteasome-mediated ubiquitin-dependent protein catabolic process; protein polyubiquitination
Cellular component (GO): cytosol; nucleus; ubiquitin ligase complex
Molecular function (GO): ubiquitin conjugating enzyme binding; cyclin binding; ubiquitin protein ligase activity
Source: RefSeq, a predicted model, not a curated record
GACAAUUAACUACUAUGUCGAGCUAUUGUCUAGAAUCAGGAGCAUCUCGGUUAUUGUGGAGGAGGAGGACCAGAAAGCAUCUUUAUCGGUUGACAGCUUGAUCCAAGUGGACUCCAAAUUGUUGAAGCUUAAAGUGAAGAAUCAAGAUUCAAGCAUAUUCAUACCAUUACCCAUUGAGGUGCCACAAAUACCCAAUCUAUCAUCUUGCUUCAAACAAAAAAACAAUAUCGUCAGUAUACGGCUUCCCUUGGUCGAUUCAAUAGUGGAUAGGUCCACCAAUUCAUUGAUGAGUAUAAGUACAAAUUAUAAAUGGAAUUCUUCAUACCUAAGAAAAUCUGUUCAGAUUUAUCAAUUCAAUUGUUUAAAGUGUGACAAUGUAUUGAUUGAUUCAUCUCAAAUAAGCUCAGUGUUAGAUAUGCCCUCUGAAAUAUGGGCUGAAAUGAUGGAUUUUUGGCAUUGUCAUAAACCUGAAUCCAAAACCAAUUAUGCUGAUAAGUUUUCGUCAUUAAAGCCAGAGAAAGAUGGAAUAAUCAUGGGAGCCUAUUAUGUUGCAUUUAAUAUUGAUGAUGGGAUAUAUGGUGUCACCAAGGUGUCAAACAACAUAUCAUGCACCAAAUGCUCAAAAUCAAUCGGUGAAUAUGAUCCAAAAGUCAAAUUAGAUAAAGUUUUCAAUUGGGACUUAGUCUUCAAACAUCAUGGUAAGGAAGAAUUAUUCAAACCAUAUUUCCAUACUUAUGACAUACUUUUAGACAAUGUAAAUGGGAAUGCUACUAGAAUAUUAGAGUUGACAAAUGAAGAUGAAUCAAAGUCGAUAUUGGUAUGGAUCUUCAACAUCGGAUUAGAUGUCAUUAUAAAAGGUGUUGGAAUGAAAAAGAAUUGUAUGAAGCUCUACUACACCACGGAUAGAUCAAAUAUAGGUGAAGAGAGAAAGAAUAGAGGUGAGAUUGAUCAAGUCACAGUGUUGGACUCAAUUCUUGAAAGCACUAUCCUGCAAUUGACCAGCAUUAAUGAAAGGCUUCCCAAGAGCACAAGGGAAAUGGGCAAGAACUGGAAACUGGGGCUGCUUUACAAAGAAGAAUAA